Molecule: messenger RNA, 1203 nt
Organism: Sparassis crispa
Lineage: Eukaryota; Fungi; Basidiomycota; Agaricomycetes; Polyporales; Sparassidaceae
Exons: 4
Coding region: 1-1203 (400 amino acids)
Source: RefSeq, a predicted model, not a curated record
AUGGCAAGUUUGGAUUUUUUGGACCUACUUUCACAGACGAAUACAAACGAGGGUGCGAGCGGGUCUGUGCCAUUACAGCAUGGUGGUCAGUCAGUGGACGAUAGUGGCUCCGCUAGAGCGAGAAGUCAAAGUGUCAUGCCGAUAGAAACACCUGAUGUCGAAGUUGCACUCUACAUUAGCAUGCGAUACGUGGAUCCUAGCGAUAAGAAGAUGCCUCAGAAGACUUGGUCCACAUUCAUCAAGUCUUGCCGGGUAUUGCAAACACCACCAACUCUGCACGAUAUCUUUCAGACCUUGCUGCCGGUGAGGCCUCAGCUGAAUGGUUAUCGAAUCACCAAUAUGCUGCGCUCGAUCCUGGAUUCAACUAAUGUUACGUAUUGGGUGGCCUCGUCCGGCACUCCAAUACCUAUGUCUCAUGAGGACUACGACAGUCCUCUGACAGGAUACCAGGAGUACGCACCUCUCAAGGAAGCGGUUCAUGACAAUGAAAGCACACUCAACCCUGUGGACCCAGGCUCAACAGAUUACAGAGAGCUGUGUGAAAAGCAGCGCAUCUCUCGGGGUACUCCUAUCUUUGUGCUCUAUAUUUUUAAUAACCAAACUGCAGCAUCCCCUGGCCAAAGUGGACUUGCAGCGACACCUCCUGUGCACAUUGACAAUUUCUUGUCUAAGUUGUACCCUGAUGCCUCAGUCCAGUUACAGGCAUUGGAUCGAUCUGAAAUAUUUGGAACUGCAUACAAGCAGACCCAGCAAACCCUUAUUCUCGCAAGGAUUGCAAAAGGCCUGGGCGUGGUGCCAGGUCACAAGGAGGGAGCACAGACAAGUGAGGGUGGUUCAAUUACAUGGUCUGAUGUAGUUGAUUGGGCACCUGGGGUGGCACCAUCAUCAGAGAGGAAUAUUCGAGGUCAAGCGGUGAAGGUUUUACAGUUCCGCGCGUGGAUCCAAGCACAUAGACGGUUAUGGCAGCAGUCUCAGUCGGGGCCAGACAACUCUCCGCAAAAUGAUGAAGAGCUAUUUGCAUGGGUUCAAUUCAUAGGUCAGCCAGGUGGCCAUGGGGCAGACGAGGUGCUGAAUGGUUGGGGAUUCCAUGAACAGACUGCUGCAGGGAUGAAGGCAGCAGUCCUGCACAAACGCAUUAACGCGUAUUUAAAAAAGAAUGCCAUUAGGCUGCCUAGUAUCAAGCUUACACAACUUGAAUUGUAA